ACAAGCCUGAAAAUUCGCUCCCGAUAGGAAUCAAAACUAGGAUUUGAAGGUGCUACUCGAAAGUCCUUAACCGCUAGACUAGUGACCCUUUCGCUAGGAGUCAAUAGAAACUAUGUUUUUUAUGCUCUAACUAAAACGGCUCUGUUUCUCGACCGUCUUUUAUGACCAUUUGCCGUUUGGUAGACUGUGAGCCCGAGCUAGAGCGCUGAAAGAGCCGUGCCAAAGGCCCUAACAUUGAAAGACAAUGGUUACCAGUUGAUUUGAGCCUGGACCGUCACUGAUGGGCCGUUCGUAUCAUUCUGAGCCCGUCGAGUUCGCUUCUCGGGUCGUCGCUGCCCCGAGCUCAUGACAUGAGCGGCAGGAAGCAGUGGCUGCGCCGUCCCUCCUUCGCUGCUAGCCUGCUACUAUGAAAGUCCGCCCAAGUGGGUCACUCGUCACGCCCAUCUCAUUCAUUCCGUCGCAGGCUCGCAGUCGCAGCGCCGUUGCGGACGCAGCCACGCAGGCGCAGGAGGCAAGACGGGACCUCGCCCUCCCCCGCCUUGCCUUUGAGUGCUUCCACUCCACCUCAUCAGUCGCCGCCCCCGCCCCGCCGCGCCGCGGGCCCCUCCACCUACCCUCGGCGCCCGCCCUUCUUGGCCCAGCGCCCCUGCACAUCUGCCUGCCCCCCCUCGGCCGCCGGCGGCGGCGAUCGCGGGUAGCCGCCCCAACCGGCCGAGGUUGCAUAGAGGUGCUGGUAUCUUACUCUGCUUCUGGUUAUGCUAUCUGCCUAUGACUUCAGCUUCCCAAACUUCUCCCUGCUUCUUGCCCCUGGUUGGUAAAAAUCUGUAACAACUGCUGCCCUGACUGCAAAAGACGCAACUAUGCGUCUUUCUUCUUCUCUUCAAGAUUUGCCGACCUUCACCAGAAUUGAUGCUUUGGAAAGGGGUUCUAGCGUAGGCAGUGAUCUGAGCUCAGGGCGCCCAAAACCUGUCCGCAUGCUUCAAAGAGAUGGUGCCGUCGCAAGCUUUUCAAAAGAAAGAACACCCCCCUCAUCGCCGACAAAUAGAAAGAAAUGCAUGAGAGCAGCCGGGUGUGCUAUUGCAUUGAUCUUACUGGUGUUCUUUGCGUAUGGUUCAUGGAGAUAUUUUCAUGUGUUCCUCUCUGAAGGAAGAUCUGAAUACUAUGUUGUUCUUGAUUGUGGCAGCACUGGUACGAGAGUUUAUGUCUAUGAAUGGCAUAUUAAUCAUAAUGACGCAAAUGCAUUUCCUAUUGUUUUGAAACCUUUAGGGAAUGCUCCCAAGAAGAAAUCUGGUAAAUUAACCCGACUAUAUCAGCGAAUGGAGACAGAACCUGGAUUGAGCAAGCUCGUUCACAAUGAAUCUGGAUUGAAGAAGGCAAUAGAGCCCCUUCUUCAGAUGGCUGAGAAAUUGAUCCCUAGACAUGCACACAAGCACACUCCACUUUUUCUAUAUGCUACUGCUGGUGUUCGCAAGCUACCUAGUGCAGAUUCAGAGUGGCUCCUGGAUAAGUCCUGGGAUAUCCUGAACAAUUCAUCAUUUUUAUGUAGUAGAGAUAGAGUUAAGAUCAUUAGUGGCAUGGAUGAAGCUUAUUAUGGAUGGAUAGCUCUUAACCACAACAUGGAUAUGCUUGGCACCUCAUCAUCUAAAAUGACAUAUGGUUCACUUGAUUUAGGGGGAUCAUCAUUACAGGUUACAUUUGAGAAUGAUAAAUCAGUGCAGGAUGAGACAAGCAUUCGUCUGAGUAUUGGUUCAGUUGAACAUCACCUCAGUGCUUAUUCUCUUACUGGUUAUGGGUUAAAUGAUGCAUUUGAUAAAUCUGUAGCACAUCUAGUGAAAAGACUGGGAGGAGUUGCUAGCAAUGGCAAGGUUCAAGUCAAACAUCCCUGUCUACAGACUGGAUUCAAGGAAGAUUAUAUUUGUUCUUACUGCCAUCCAUUGAAACAAGAUGGAAGUCCCAGUGUCGGCGAGAAGAACAGUGGCAAAGAGAAGCAGGGAAUAGCUGUUGAACUGGUCGGAGCACCUCAGUGGAAUGAAUGUAGUGCUCUUGCAAAAGUAACAGUCAAUCUUUCUGAGUGGUCCAGUGCAAGUCCAGGGCUUGAUUGUAACAUCCAUCCUUGUGCUCUUGCCUCUAACUUUCCCCGACCAUAUGGGCAGUUUUUCGCUAUCUCUGGCUUCUAUGUGGUUUUUAAAUUUUUUAAUUUGACUGCUGAUGCGACUCUAGGUGAUGUUCAAAAAAGAGGUCAGGAAUUUUGUGAAAAACCAUGGAAAGUUGCAAAGAGUAGUGUUCCUCCACAGCCUUUUGUAGAACAAUAUUGCUUCAGAGCUCCUUAUAUUUCAUCACUACUGAGAGAGGGAUUGCAGAUUAAAGAUAGUCAGGUGAUAAUUGGCUCUGGCAGUAUUACUUGGACUCAUGGAGUUGCUUUGCUGGAGGCUGGUCAAGCAUUGUCUUCACGACUAGAUAUUCAAGGAUACCGAAUACUGCACAGGGAGAUAAAUCCAAAUAUUCUCAUAGUACUGUUUCUGAUUUCAAUUGUGUUGGUCAUAUGUGCCAUACUAUGCGUCAGCAAUUCGAUACCAAGAUCAUUCCGCAAGUCUUAUCUGCCAAUUCAUAGGCAUAAUUCUGGAGGCAGUUCUGUUCUUGGUAUGGGAUUGCCUUUCAAACAUUUAUUAUGGAAUCCCAUUAGUUCAGGUGAUGGUAGAACAAAGACACCACUGAGCCCUACUGUUGCUGGGUCAGAUCCUCAUCCAUUUGCAGGACUAGGAGGCAGCAGUGUCGAGCUUAUGGAGUCCUCGAGGCAAUCCUUGGGUGCCUAUCACAGCUAUUCUGUUGGGAGCUUAGGUCAGAUGCAGUUUUCUAGCGGGGUGAGGAACCCUAGCCGAGGUCAGACUACACUUCAAAGUCGGAGGUCGCAAUCAAGAGAGGAUCUCAGUUCUUCACUUGCUGAUAUUCAUUUUCCAAAAGUGUAGCACUGCAUCAAGGAAUGACUAGAAUGAGAUCCUUACAUGCCAUAACAAACUCUGUAAAUAAUAGCUCCAGAGUUCGAACUGCUUGAUUUCUUCUCUAAUCAGAAGUCAAUUUUGUCUGUCCGCUUACACUUCAAUGAGGUUUAGGAUUCAUAUAAAUGAACUUAUGACUUGUGCCUAUCCUGGACAUGAUACAUCCAUUCAUCCCAUUGUAUGUGCUCAAGAACAUACCAUAGCAGUGAAGUUCUGGUAGUGUACUGGAAGAUAUAUUUAUGCCGUUCACCAGACUGGUUGACCAUGGCUACAGCCUACAACUUUAUAGAUCGAUUGUGCUGCAAUCAGGGAUGUUAUUUUUUUGUAUCUGAGACAUAAUAAAGGUGCAUGUGGUCUCAUGUACUGUUGUACCCUCUAGGCUCUAGUGGCUCUGUGAGGUUACUCUUCUUUCCUGGAAUACCUUUUGAUAGGCUACUCUGUGGUAUCAACUGAAAUCAUGAAACACUGACAUCAGUUCUACUGGAUUAUCUAGUUGCGUACUGUGUAUACACAUCUAUUGAGUUUUUUUUGUUGGCAUAGUAUCUACUUUGAUGACACUGAAAAUCAGUAUAGGAACAUUUGGGCCAAUGUUUUUCCUCGUUGAGCUGAGUUUGAUCUGUAUUGCACAUUUGCUUGUGGAUCGUUUCAGGUUCCUUCGGCCGUUGUAUCCUGAUGGCCUAAAUUUUUUCUGAGAUGCUUCAGCUUGUGUAGGAAAAUUCGUUCUCAUAUCUUGCUCACUUGUCGACUCUAAAAUUUAGAGUCCACAUACGACCGAAGCACCCGCCAGCACGAAUCGUGACGCAGAUCAAGCAAACCCUAACUGCCAACCCUACUAUAUUUUUUUUUUCUUGCCCCUCUCGAUCCCGCCGCCGACGCCGACGCCGCAGCCGCAGCCUUAGCCUUGCCUUCGAACUCGAAGCCCGUUGCAUCCGGCUACCGCAGCGUCGCCAACCGUCACAGCCGGUCUCCUCCCUCCGCUACCAUGGGGAAGACACGCGGUAUGGGAGCUGGGCGCAAGCUCAAGACCCACCGCAGGAACCAGAGGUGGGCUGACAAGGCAUACAAGAAAAGCCACUUGGGCAAUGAGUGGAAGAAACCUUUUGCUGGAUCAUCUCACGCCAAGGGCAUCGUUCUGGAGAAGAUUGGUAUUGAGGCCAAGCAGCCGAACUCUGCCAUCCGUAAGUGUGCCCGUGUUCAGCUGGUGAAGAAUGGGAAAAAGAUUGCUGCCUUUGUGCCAAAUGAUGGUUGCCUAAACUACAUCGAGGAGAAUGAUGAGGUGUUGAUUGCUGGGUUUGGUCGUAAGGGCCAUGCUGUGGGAGAUAUCCCUGGUGUCAGGUUCAAGGUUGUGAAGGUAUCUGGUGUGUCGCUGCUCGCGCUCUUCAAGGAGAAGAAGGAGAAGCCAAGGUCUUAGAUCACUUUCGAUAGUCAAGAAUGGAGUAAACUGACAGGCUCUACUAUGGAGUAAACUGCCAAGGUUUUAGAUCACUUUCGAUAGUGAGGUUCAAGGUUGUGAAGUUUAGCGACAGAGCUGUUAAUUCUGAGCUGUACUUUUUGUUAACAUUGCUAUCGAGACUCGAGAGUUUUGUUCCCAUUUUGAAGUAUUAAUAUUGCAUCGGCAUGUGCCGAUUCUUACUGAGAUGUAUGUUUUGAUA
This is a messenger RNA of Zea mays, 4648 nucleotides long. The record is from RefSeq and is a predicted model, not a curated record. NCBI's taxonomy places the organism in Eukaryota, Viridiplantae, Streptophyta, Magnoliopsida, Poales, Poaceae.